GUUCUGAUCAUCCGUGAGCGGCGUGAGACGUAAGACCAAGAUGUCUGGUUUCGCUGGUUUCGGGCAGAGCGGAAACAACGCCAAACCAUUCAGUUUCGGCCAGACUCCUGCUUCCGGCUCUCAGCCUGCGACAAGCACCACACAACCAACCACCUCCCUCUUCGGUUCAUCAUCUACACCUCAGGCCUCUUCCGGCAGCUUGUUUGGGAGCACAAGUCAGCCGUCAGGUCAAGCCAGCGGAAGUGCGUUUGGAGGAUCAGGCUUUGGCAAUUCAGGCGGUAGCCUUUUCGGUGGAUCGGGCGGCACCUCUUCGAAUACUGCAAACACGGGAACUUCCUCACCAUUUUCUUUCGGUGCACCAGCACAGAAUUCUGCGAACCCUCCAUCAACAGGGACAGCGGCGGCGACAGCACCGUCUUCCACGACUCCUGCACCGCCCUCUGGAGGAUUCUCCUUUGGCGGCUUUGGAGCCGCGGCAGCUCCCGCUGCCAGUAGUGGUACCUCUACACCCAACUCUAAACCUACAUUUGGUGGGUUUGGACAAUCGACUACUCCCGCUGCGCCUCCCCCUUCUGGUUCUGGCAGUCUGUUCGCCCCGAAACCUGCUGCUACUUCUUCAACGACGACGCCUGGCGCAAGUCUUUUCGGCAACCCAUCCUCGUCAUCUGGGACAUCAACGCCAGCGACUGGUAAUGCAGCUUCUGCAAACACUGGAUCGCUCUUCGGUGCGAAACCAGCGGAAGGCAGUGCGACCGGAGGGGCGGCAUCUACAAGCUUGUUUGGAGCCAAGCCUGCAACGCCGGCACCUGCCACUGCUACUGCUCCAGCUGCAUCUGGAACAUCUACACCGACCGCUGCUCCUCCAGCUGGAGGUAGCUUGUUCUCUUUCGGCGCAAAGCCAGCCGCCUCAGCUAGUGGCACAAAUGGUGAAACCUCGAAAGCCCCAUCUCUUUUUGGCGCUCCAGCAGGGGGAAAUGAUGCCAGUAAAUCCACCAAUGCGGCUCCUGCUACAAGUAGCUCUUCCGGAGGCAGCCUAUUUGGAGGAGGCAGCUUGUUCGGUGCCAAACCUGCAGAAGGUGCAGGAGACGCUUCUAAACCGGUAGCGCCGACAGCACCCGCACCUGGAGGAUUCAGCUUUGGAGCACCUAAACCGGCAGCGGCUCCAGCAUCGGGUUCGACGACUGCGGAAACUGCAAAGCCUUCAGGAGGGUUCAGCUUUGGCGCUCCUGCCCCAUCAGUUACUGACAAGGCGUCCAAAGAAUCAGCGCCAGCUGCCUCUUCCAGUUCUGAACCACCAAAACAGGUCUUCAGCUUCGGUAACUUUGGAACGUCUUCGGUUACACCGACGACGGACAAGGAGAAGGCCGCUGCUCCUCCCCCAGCUGCGCCCUCUGCUCCCGCCUCUGGAUUCAGCUUUGGCAAUCUGGGAGGAGGAUCAUCUGCGACUCCUGCCGAAAAGGUAGCUGGUCCCCAGGCAUCAAAAGCUCCGGCUACUUCUGGAUUCAGCUUUGCUCCUUCCACCGCUACUACGGCGACAACGGAAAGCAAAGAUAAAGGCAAAGAGCCGGAAAAGAAGGCGGCGGAGCCUACGAAACCUGCAGGAGGAUUCAGUUUCGGAAGCUUUGCGCCGCCCGCCACUGGCAAUGCAGCGAGCAAGACCGCGGACACCAAUACCGCGCCCGCGCCCGCGCCCGCGCCCGCUGCUGGAUCCUUGUUCGGAGCUAAACCCGCUGAGGCUAGCAAAUCCGCCACGAGCUCUGUCCCGGCUCCGGCUGGCUCUUUGCCUGCUGCAGCCUCCACUGCUACUGGUCCAGGUCCCACAUCCACCGCCACAACAACGGAGCCCGCUCCGAAUCUUCUCAGAGGCAAGACGAUGGAAGAUAUCGUCGAAGGUUGGUCAAAGGAUCUCGAUGCUCAGGUCAAAGAAUUUGAGAGACAAGCAGGGGAAGUGAGAGAAUGGGACAAGGUCUUAUUGAGAAAUGGUGCUCAAAUCACCGCAUUGCACAGACAGGUCUUCGAAGCGCAGCAAAAUCAAGCCUCCGUGGACAAGGCUCUGGACCUCUUCGAGUCUCAGCAGAAGCAAUUGGAUGCCAUGAUGACCCAUUACGAAAGGGAGAUCAAUGCUUUCACUACGGACUCGACAAAGCCACUGGCAGCUCGACUGCCCGCAGAUCAGGAGAGAGAAAAGUCGUAUACUCUUGCCGAGGAUCUCAACAAACAACUGGACGACAUUUCCCGUAAUCUCUCGUCCAUGAUUGAAGAAGUCAAUUCUCUGUCAAUGACGCACGCACCGGCCAGUGGAGACGGCACUGAGGAUCCUGUCAAUCAACUGUCAGCCAUCCUGGGCGCUCAUUUAAGAGCGCUCAACUCAAUAGACAACAAUGCUGGUCGACUAGAGGACAAAGUGGUCGAGCUUGAAGCUAGAAUGGGUCACGAGCGAGGGAGAUUUGGUGCUCCCCGUCGAUGACGAGGGAAUUCGAUGCAAGUACAAGUAGAUGACUCUUCUUAAUGACAAUGUAUGAUGCAAGAGAAUGAUGUAC
This is a messenger RNA of Kockovaella imperatae, 2540 nucleotides long. RefSeq names its product Nsp1-like C-terminal region-domain-containing protein. Gene Ontology annotation, molecular function: structural constituent of nuclear pore; phospholipid binding. Bases 41 to 2467 code for a protein of 808 amino acids. Gene Ontology annotation, cellular component: nuclear pore; nuclear pore central transport channel. Lineage: Eukaryota; Fungi; Basidiomycota; Tremellomycetes; Tremellales; Cuniculitremaceae. The transcript is spliced from 6 exons. Gene Ontology annotation, biological process: RNA export from nucleus; protein import into nucleus. The record is from RefSeq and is a predicted model, not a curated record.